Aspergillus pseudoviridinutans is the source of this 3780-nucleotide messenger RNA. RefSeq names its product 60S ribosomal uL3 domain-containing protein. Gene Ontology annotation, molecular function: protein binding; structural constituent of ribosome; RNA binding. Gene Ontology annotation, cellular component: cytosolic large ribosomal subunit; ribosome. Bases 1 to 3780 code for a protein of 1259 amino acids. Lineage: Eukaryota; Fungi; Ascomycota; Eurotiomycetes; Eurotiales; Aspergillaceae. Gene Ontology annotation, biological process: translation; ribosomal large subunit assembly. The transcript is spliced from 14 exons. The record is from RefSeq and is a predicted model, not a curated record.
AUGGCCCACACUCAACCGUCGCCUACUGGGGGCGUAGCUCCCCACCAUGGUCAUCUUGCAGCUCACCCGCAAGUCAAUGGUCAUAUGCCGCUGCAGUCUCAAGGUCAGAAGGGUCCUCCUCUGACUACUGCUCAGAAAAUCGCAGCGCUUAAUGAGCAGGUCUGGCUUCAAAUUGGUAGUCUUACUGAAUUGAUGGGCGAUCUUGAUGGUGCUAUGAACGCUUAUGAGCAAGCGCUUCGACAUAACCAAUGGUCAAUCCCUGCUAUGAACGCCAUAUCGUGCAUCCUCCGGACCAAGGAACAAUUUCCGAAGGCGAUCGAGUACCUUCAGAACAUUCUCAAAUUAGACCCGACCAGUGGAGAAACCUGGGGUCAUUGCCAUCUAAUGAUGGAUAAUCUGCAAGAAGCCUAUACUUCUUACCAGCAGGCGCUUUAUCACCUGCGUGAUCCCAAGGAACCCAAACUCUGGUACGGAAUUGGUAUCUUAUAUGAUCGCUAUGGCUCCCUUGACCAUGCCGAGGAGGCUUUCUCUCAAGUCAUGCGGAUGGCUCCCGACUUUGAGAAGGCCAAUGAAAUCUACUUCAGACUCGGCAUCAUAUACAAACAACAACAAAAGUUCAACCAGAGCUUAGAGUGCUUCAAAUACAUCGUCAGCGACCCUCCUCGUCCUCUUACAGAGGAAGAUAUCUGGUUCCAGAUUGGCCAUGUUCAUGAGCAACAGAAGGACUUUGAGUCUGCCCAGGCAGCCUAUAGGAGGGUCCUAGACCGUGAUCCCAACCAUGCAAAGGUACUUCAACAACUCGGUUGGCUUUACCAUCAGCAAAGCAACAGCUAUGCAAGUCAAGAAAAGGCCAUUGAAUACCUUGAAAAAUCUGUUAGCGCAGACAACAGCGACGCACAAAGCUGGUACCUUCUUGGUCGUUGCUACAUGUCGCAAGCCAAGUAUCCGAAGGCCUACGAAGCAUAUCAACAGGCUGUCUACCGUGAUGGACGCAAUCCGACUUUCUGGUGUUCGAUUGGCGUUUUGUACUAUCAGAUCAACCAGUAUCGCGAUGCAUUGGACGCUUACUCUCGUGCAAUCCGCUUGAAUCCUUACAUCUCCGAGGUGUGGUACGAUCUGGGAACUCUGUAUGAGUCCUGCAACAACCAGAUCGCGGAUGCUCUUGACGCUUAUGGUCGCGCCGCCGAUCUUGAUCCUACUAAUGUCCACAUCAAGGCUCGUCUGCAGCUGCUGCAAAGCCAGCUCUCAGGCUCCAACCAGAACAGUGCUCCUGCGCCUGCUCCUCAACCUCAGGACGUUCAUCCACAGGCUUACCAGGCUCCUGGUGUGGGCGCUCCUCCAGCCCCACAGUGGGGAGCACCAGCUCCAACUGGAGGCCCGCCUCCUCAGCCUCCCGCUCCUCCAAGGCAGAUCGCCGACUGGAAUCGCGGCAUCAACGAGGUGCAGUCUCAGAAUCAGGCGCAGCCCCAGCCAGCCAACGGUUUCGACCACCGUGACCAAGUUCGGGGCCCGGUGGCUCUUCAGCAACCAAGCCCACGCCAAGAGCCUGGCAGGGCCUUCCCUGAUGGUGUUCGUGCUCCAGCAGCUCGUUCUCCGAAGACCACGGUUGCGGGCCCAGGUGCAUUUGCGCCUGCACACGCACUGCCCCAACUACCCAACCCGCCGCCGCCGCCACAUGAUCGAGCUCCCGCCGGUACUACUCCUUUUGCCUCCGCUACUCGCGGACCCUUGCCACCCGCUCCUACUUCUGCUGCACCCCCCACAGGCCCAACUGGGCCUAACGGUGCCCCUGCUUCUGCUGGACCUCUGCCACCAUACCCUCGCCCGUUCACACCGCCGACAGAGAUCCGGCCCAUCCGUGAGGAGAGGCCAUCAUCGCCCGGUUCUACCUACCCUCACCAGCAGUAUCAUCAUGGCCCGAGUGUGCCAAUUCAGGGGACUAGUAGCACUGGCAUCGCAGGUGGUGCCCCUGCUCCAGCUUCUGCGAUCACUGCUGCCGAAGCCGCUGCUCGAGAACGUGAAGAUCGCCCAACCUCGGCAAUGAAGCGGGGUCGGGAGUGGGAAGGGGAGUCGGGCCCUUCAAAGAAGGUUGCCAAUGAGGAAACCCGUGUCCGCUUGGAUGAUCAGGUCGCUCGCCGCGUGACCCCUCCGAACCGCAUGCCGUCGCCUGGCGAGAUGCAACGUCGUGGUUCCUCGGAGGCGCGACGCGAGGACCAGCGCCGCGUGAACGAGAGCUACCAUCCAUCAGAGGCUGCGCACCAUCCUCCAACCCUCCCAUCCAUUCAGCACAUGCCUCAACACGCGACCGGUUCGAGCCUGCCUCCCAUGAACGAGGGCCCUGCUCCAGCUUCCAACGGGCCUCAAGCAGGUGCUCCACCAACCCAAGUGCAGGUGAAGGAAGAACCGGCUCGUAGUGAGCAGGUUCCAGCCCAUGAGCCUGCUGCGCGUAAGAUGGACGUUGAUGAGAACUACGAUGACGAUGGGGAUGACGAGAAGAGAACCAGCACUGCCGCUAAGGGCAGUCCUGCUGCGGGUAGCAGCAGCAGCAACGGGGUUCUGAGCAGUGGCGCCCAGACUUCCCAGUCGAAACAGGAGGUCAAGAUGAGUCACCGGAAGUACGAAGCGCCUCGGCACGGCUCUCUUGCCUUCCUGCCGCGCAAGCGCGCUGCCAGACACCGUGGAAAGGUCAAGAGCUUCCCCAAGGAUGACCCCAAGAAGCCCGUCCACCUGACGGCCUCCAUGGGUUACAAGGCCGGUAUGACCACCGUCGUCCGUGACCUUGACAGACCCGGUGCCAAGAUGCACAAGAAGGAGAUUGUUGAGGCUGUUACCAUCAUCGAGACUCCUCCUCUUGUUGCUGUCGGUGUUGUCGGUUACAUCGAGACUCCCCGUGGUCUCCGCUCACUCACCACCGUCUGGGCUGAGCACCUGAGCGACGAGGUCAAGCGCCGCUUCUACAAGAACUGGUACAAGAGCAAGAAGAAGGCCUUCACCAAGUACGCCAAGAAGCACGCUGAGGAGAGCGGUGCCUCCGUCACCCGUGAGCUUGAGCGCAUCAAGAAGUACUGCACUGUCGUCCGUGUCCUCGCCCACACCCAGAUCCGCAAGACCCCUCUCAAGCAGAAGAAGGCCCACUUGAUGGAGAUCCAGGUCAACGGUGGCUCCGUUGCCGACAAGGUUGACUUCGCCCGCAACCUGUUCGAGAAGCCCAUUGAGAUCGACAGCAUCUUCGAGAAGGACGAGAUGAUCGAUGUCAUUGCCGUCACCAAGGGUCACGGUUUCCAGGGUGUCACCAGCCGUUGGGGCACCAAGAAGCUUCCCCGUAAGACUCACAAGGGUCUGCGUAAGGUUGCUUGUAUCGGUGCUUGGCAUCCUAGCCACGUCCAGUGGACUGUUGCCCGUGCCGGUCAGAUGGGUUACCACCACCGUACCUCUUGCAACCACAAGGUCUUCCGCAUUGGCAAGGGCUCUGACGAGGGUAACGCCUCCACCGAGUUCGAUAUCUCCAAGAAGCAGAUUACUCCCAUGGGUGGUUUCGUCCGCUAUGGUGAGGUCAAGAACGACUAUGUCAUGGUCAAGGGCUCCGUUCCCGGUGUCAAGAAGCGUGUUAUGACUCUGCGCAAGACCCUUUACCCCCAGACCAGCCGGAGAGCCACCGAGAAGGUCGAGCUCAAGUGGAUCGAUACCUCCUCCAAGUUCGGCCACGGUGCUUUCCAGACACCCGAGGAGAAGCGUGCAUUCAUGGGUACCCUCAAGAAGGACCUUGUUACUUCUGCUUAA